This is a messenger RNA of Trichomonas vaginalis G3, 1431 nucleotides long. RefSeq names its product nerve growth factor signaling pathway. The transcript has a single exon. The coding region runs from base 1 to 1431 and encodes 476 amino acids. NCBI's taxonomy places the organism in Eukaryota, Parabasalia, Trichomonadida, Trichomonadidae. Gene Ontology annotation, molecular function: protein binding. The record is from RefSeq and is a predicted model, not a curated record.
AUGAGCGAAGAGAUUGUUCCAGAUUUUGAAUACAUUAUAGCCCAUGUCAAAGAUUACAUUGAAGAAGGCAUGUUCUUUAACAUAUUCAGGCUCGAAGAUAUCAAAGUUAUACUUAAAAAUUCAACAUUAACUACUGAUGAGUUCGAUUAUCUUCUCAAACAAUCUACUUCAACAAUCAGUGCAGAGAAUUUAUAUUUGUGCAUUCAAAAAGCAAACGUUUCUAUCCAAAGCACUGAAGAUGUAGUCUCUGUUCUGAGAUCAUUAAAAAAGUGCAUGAAACUCAAAAUGUUUAACGGCAUUAUUAACUUUUUAGUUCAUAAAAAGAAAGAGAUAUUUAAUUCUACAGAGAAAAUCAAAAAUCUUCAAAAAGAGUUAAAUGAAAUUCGAAAUCAAAAACAAAAAAGUGACGAUGAGAUAAAAUCACUUCAAUCUCAACUCAAUCUUAUUAAUGAUGCAAAUGGUCAGAGAGAAAUUCUAUCAAAAAUCACAGAACUUAAGAAUUCCAAUGAUUUUGAGCUUGUUUACAAUUUUCUCGAUGAACUUUCUCAAAUAUUUUUUUCAAAAGCAGUAGAAGAAGGACUUUGGAAAAAGAUAAAUCACAAUGGUGAUAAUGUACUUCAUGUUGCAAGUCAAAAAGGAAAUCUUAGACUUGUUAAAUCUCUUAUUUUCUGUGGCUGUGAUAAAGAAGCAAAGACUAAAAAUGGAAAAACUCCACUCAUUUAUGCAUCAGAAAAAGGUCAUUUUGAAGUUGUUCAAUAUCUAAUCUCUGUUGGAGCUAAUAAAGAAGCAAAGAAUACUUUUGGAUAUACUCCACUCAUUUAUGCAUCAUAUAAUGGUCAUCUUGAAGUUGUUCAAUAUCUUAUCUCUGUUGGAGCUAAUAAAGAAGCAAAGAAUACUUUUGGAUAUACUGCACUCACUUCUGCAUCAUCUAAUGGUCAUCUUGAAGUCCUUCAAUAUCUUAUCUCUGUUGGAGCUGAUAAAGAAGCAAAGACUAAAAAUGAACAAAUAUCACUCAUUUCUGCUUCAAAAAAUGUAAACUUAACAUUAUUAAAUAUCUUAUCUCUGUUGGAGCUGAUAAAGAAGCAAAGACUAAAGAUGAAUAUACUCCACUCAUUUAUGCAUCAUAUAAUGGUAAACUUGAAGUCGUUCAAUAUCUUAUCUCGAUUGGAGCUGAUAAAGAAGCAAAGAAUAAUGGUGGAUAUACUCCACUCAUUUAUGCAUCAUAUAAUGGUAAACUUGAAGUCGUUCAAUAUCUUAUCUCGAUUGGAGCUGAUAAAGAAGCAAAGAAUAAUGGUGGAUAUACUCCACUCAUUUAUGCAUCAUAUAAUGGUAAACUUGAAGUCGUUCAAUAUCUUAUCUCGAUUGGAGCUGAUAAAGAAGCAAAAACAAAUGAUGGAAAAUCUGUCAUGGAUGUUACUUCAAGUUCUGUGA